AUGCUCUUUAGAGCUGUGCUGCUCUGUGCCGCCCUGGCACUCAGCCAUGUAGCAAAUCCUUGCUGUUCCAAUCCAUGUCAAAACCGCGGGGAAUAUAUGAGCAUAGGAUUUGACCAGUGUAAGUGUGACUGUACCUGGACUGGAUUCUGCGGUGAAAACUGUACUAUACGUGAAUUUCUGACAAGAAUUGAGUUACUGAUGAAGCCCACCCCAAACACAGUGCACUACAUCCUGAGCCUCUUCAAGGGAGUCUGGAACAUUGUGAACAACAUUCGCUUCCUGCGAAGUUCAGUCAUGAAAUAUGUGCUGACAUCCAAAUCACAUUUGAUUGACAGUCCACCAACUUACAAUGUGCACUAUGGUUACAAAAGCUGGGAAGCCUUCUCCAACCUAUCCUACUACACCAGGGUCCUUCCUCCAGUAGCAGAUGACAGCAGAACUCCAAAGGGUGUGAAGGGAAAUAAGGAGCUUCCUGAUUCAAAAGAAGUGCUGGAAAAGGUUCUUCUACGGAGAGAGAUCAUGCCUGACCCCCAAGGCUCAAAUAUGAUGUUUGCAUUCUUUGCCCAGCACUUCACCCAUCAGUUUUUCAAGACAGAUCAGAAGCAAGGACCGGGGAUCACCCGAGGACUGGGCCAUGGAGUGGACUUAAAUCACAUUUAUGGUAAAACUCUGGAAAGACAACAUAAUCUGUGCAUUUUCAAGGAUGAAAAAUUGAAAUAUCAGAUAUUUUCCUUAUGUGGAGAGGUGAAUCCUCCCACUGUCAAAGACACUCAGGUAGAGAUGAUAGACCCUCCUCAGAUCCCUAAGAACCUGCAGUUUGCUGUGGGGCAUGAAGUCUUUGGUCUGGUGCCUGGUGUGAUAAUGGAUGCUACAAUUUGGCUUUGGGAGCACAACAGAGUGUGUGACAUUCUCAAACAGGAGCAUCCUAUGUGGGAGGAUGAGCCACUAUUCCAAACCCGGAGACUCAUAGGAAAAACUAUGAAGAUAGCAAUCGAAGACUACGUGCAACACCUGAACAGUUCUGACUUCAAACUCAAGUUUGACCCAGAGCUCCUUUUCAACCAACAGUUGCAUUAUCAGAACCUCACUGCCUCUGCAUUCAACACACUCUAUCACUGGCAACCCCUGCUGCCUGACACUUUCAACACUAAAGUCCAGGAGUACAGCUUCAAACAGUCUCUCUACAACUCCAUCCUCCUGGAACAGGGACUCACUCAGAUUGUUCAGUCAUUCACCAGACAGAUUGCUGGCCGGGUAAGCAUUGUUCCUGAAAAGCAAGAACCAGCUGACCAGAGCAUAGAGAUGAAAUACCAGUCUCUCAAACAGAAGCCUUAUACAUCAUUUAAAGAGCUUACAGGAGAGAAGGAAAUAGCUGCAGGGUUGAAAUCCCUCUUCACUGGCCUUGACACCAUUGAACUCUAUCCUGGCCUCCUGGUGGAAAAGCCCUGUCCAGAUGCUAUCUUUGGGGACACUUUGGUAGAACUUGAAACACCAUUCUUCUUGAAAGGAUUUAGGGGUAAUCCCAUCUAUUCUCCUCAAUACUGGAAGCCGAGCACCUUCAGUGGAGUAGUUCGUUUUAAGAUCAUCAACACUACCUUAACUCAGUCUCUCAUCCUCAAAAAUGUGAAGGGUUGUCCC
This is a messenger RNA of Mus caroli (Ryukyu mouse), 1638 nucleotides long. Its product is annotated as prostaglandin G/H synthase 2-like. Gene Ontology annotation, cellular component: cytoplasm; neuron projection. Gene Ontology annotation, molecular function: heme binding; prostaglandin-endoperoxide synthase activity; peroxidase activity. NCBI's taxonomy places the organism in Eukaryota, Metazoa, Chordata, Mammalia, Rodentia, Muridae. Gene Ontology annotation, biological process: cyclooxygenase pathway; response to oxidative stress. The record is from RefSeq and is a predicted model, not a curated record.